Messenger RNA from Olea europaea var. sylvestris, 354 nucleotides. RefSeq lists its product as uncharacterized. The coding region runs from base 1 to 354 and encodes 117 amino acids. The transcript has 2 exons. NCBI's taxonomy places the organism in Eukaryota, Viridiplantae, Streptophyta, Magnoliopsida, Lamiales, Oleaceae. The record is from RefSeq and is a predicted model, not a curated record.
AUGAGGAGUGCAAUAUGUGAGUAUAAGAAAGAGAAUUCAACUAUUAGCCAAAAAGACAUGCAAGCAUGGGUGCAACAAAAGUUUGAUUUGACUACUAGUAAAUCAACAAUAUCGAACACUCUCAAAAGGACGUUAAAAUAUUUGUCAAAUCAGAGGAAAAACAGCGAUGUUAAAAGGCACAAAUCGGCAAAAUACCCUGAUUUAGAGAAAGUUUUCUUUUCUAGUGGAUGGUUAGAACGUUUCAAGGCAAGAUAUGGAAUCAAAUCUUACCGACGUUUUGGUGAAAGUGGUUCAGUUAUCAUGGAGAACAUUGAAAAUGCUUUACUUGGAAUACGAUCAAAACUAGUUGAUUGA